CUUCGUUCACAAUAAGUUCAAUCCGAACGUUAGGAAACUGCAAUGCAAAACAAACUCAAACAUACAUUUUAUUUGACGAUUAUUUAAUGCAGCUUUGAUUGCCUGAAAAUAAAAAUAAAUUUCAGUAAAAAUUUUUGAAAGCAUUGAAAUUCCACUUAUAAACUGACAGGAAGGAGACUCUUGGCGAAUUUUUGGGUCGUUGCAAGAUUUUAGCGCGCCGAGCACCAAACCGCACAAUAGAAUUAAGUCUUACCUUGAUGCAUAAGGUGGCUUUUUGGAAUUAUCACAUGCUAUGCAAUAGCUAAUAUAAUCUCCCCCCUUCAAAAUAAUGGAGAGUAUGAAGGAGCAUCCAAUUUUAAUGCUCAUUUUCCCUGAUGUGAAUCCAGCUUUUUAAUUGAGAAGAAACCAAAUAAAGGAUGGAACCGAAUGAUAAACCUUUGAUUAACGUUUUGUUUGAGCAAGCAUUUGCUACUGACACAAUUGUUCAAACUGAAGCUCCCAUCGAUGAGCAUUAUCAUUCUAUUUUAAAAGAAAAACCGUAUUCCUGUGAUGUAUGCAAUAGAUUAUUUCCUGAUAAAAGUCAUUUAAAUCAGCAUUAUCGAUCUCAUACAAAUGAAAAACCUUAUGCUUGUGAUGUAUGCAAUAAAGUUUUUUCUUAUAAGGGUAAUUUAAAUCAGCAUUAUCGAUCUCAUACAAAUGAAAAGCCCUAUCCUUGUAAUCUAUGCAAUAAAAGAUUUUCACGAAAAAAUUACUUAAAUAGACAUUAUCUUUUUCAUUCAAAAGAAAAACCCUAUUCUUGUGAUAAAUGUGAUAAAAGAUUUUAUGAAAAGGGCCAUUUAAAAGAGCAUUAUCAAGUUCAUACCAAUGAAAAGCCCUAUUCUUGUGAUGUGUGUGGUAAAGAACUUUCCCGGAGAAGCAGUUUGAGUAAACAUUAUCGGCUUCAUACAAAUAAAAAAUCUUAUUCUUGUAACAUAUGCAAUAGUGUAUUUUCUGAUAAAAGUCAUUUAAAAGAGCAUAAUCAAGUACAUAAAAAUGAAGAAUGUCAUUCUUGUGAUAUAUGCCAAAAAUGUUUUUCUUCUAAAGGUAAUUUGAAUCAACAUUAUCGAAUUCAUUCAAAUGAAAAGCCAUAUCCUUGUAAUUUAUGUAAUAAAAAUUUUUCUCACAAGAGUUAUUUAAAUAGACAUUAUCGUUAUCAUUCAAAAGAAAAAUCCUAUUCUUGUGACGUAUGCAGCAAAGCGUUUUAUGAGAAGGAUCAUUUAAAAAAUCAUUAUCAAACUCAUACAAAUGAAAAACCUUUUUCUUGUGAUUUGUGUGGUAAAACAUUUUCACGUAAAGGCAUUUUGAGUAAACAUUAUCGUUCUCAUACAAAUGAAAAACCUUAUUCUUGUGAUGUGUGCAACAGAAUGUUUUCUGAUAAAAAUAAUUUAAAAGAGCAUUUUCGAACUCAUACGAAUGAAAAACCUUUUUCUUGCGAAGUAUGCAAUAAAGAUUUUACUAGUAAGCGCAAUUUAACUCAGCAUUAUCAUAAUCAUUCGAAUGAGAAACCCUAUACUUGUGAUAUAUGCAGUAAAGAAUUUUCUCGAAAGAUUUAUUUAAAUAGGCAUUAUCGUUGUCAUGCUGAAGAAAAACUGUUUUCUUAAGAUGUAUGCAAUAAAGGAUUUUAUCAGAAAUCUCAUUUAAAGGAACAUCAUCGAAUUCAUACAAAUUUAAAAAUCUUUUUCAUGUGAUGAAUAUGGUAAAGAAUGUUCUGGAGAACGUGAUUUAAAUCGACAUUUUCACGCUCAUACAUAAUUUUGUGGAUAUUUGUGGUAAUGGUUAUACCAAAAAACUUUAUUUGGAUAAUCAUCUUCAAACUCACACUAAUAAAACAACUGAUGUCUGUGAAUUAUGAAAUAAAGAAUUUUCCUCAUCAUUUUCAUGUACAU
Argiope bruennichi is the source of this 1925-nucleotide messenger RNA. Its product is annotated as zinc finger protein OZF-like. The transcript has 3 exons. The coding region runs from base 417 to 1640 and encodes 407 amino acids. Gene Ontology annotation, molecular function: DNA-binding transcription factor activity; RNA polymerase II cis-regulatory region sequence-specific DNA binding. The record is from RefSeq and is a predicted model, not a curated record. Gene Ontology annotation, biological process: regulation of transcription by RNA polymerase II. Lineage: Eukaryota; Metazoa; Arthropoda; Arachnida; Araneae; Araneidae.